Molecule: messenger RNA, 630 nt
Organism: Acanthosepion pharaonis
Lineage: Eukaryota; Metazoa; Mollusca; Cephalopoda; Sepiida; Sepiidae
Source: the annotation of a GenBank genome assembly
AUGUCUUUUCUUCUCUUCCUCCUGACUCCAUUUUGUUUUUCUGCUGAGAUGUUUUCACUUUGGCAAGCCAUUCUUCUCUCAAAGACAUCUUUGUUCCUUUCUUGCCAUCUUAUUCUCUUCUGCCAACUUUUCCCUUUUCCAUCUUCUCAGUUAUGCUUCUUUAACAAACUCAUACACCCUCUUCUUCUCAUUCUUCUUUUCUUGCACCUCUUUGUCACUUUCUCACUCACACAUGAUAUUUCUUUUGUAGUCUUCCUUUAUUCUUCCCAGUUUCUAUGCCAAACCAUUUUUUCAUUAUUUUCCUCUCUUUCUAGCCAAAUUUUUUUGUUCCUUUCCCUCUCUCCUUUAUUGUCUUUUCAUUUUCAUGUUCAAUACUUAACUUUUUCAGUUCAAACAGUUGCUGCAUCUCCAGCUUGGUUCACUGCCCAUAUCUUUUCUUUUCUCCUCCCCAACCAAUCAUCCAUAUCACCCAGGUUCCCUAACCUCACACUCUGGACUUUCUUUGUCCAUGCUCAGACCAACCCUCUCCUGCUCAGUCUGGCCCUAAAGCUCUCCUCAACAAUCAUGGUCAGUUUCUUCUUUGUAUCUCUCCCACAAAGUCUCUCUUUUGCACAUUCUCCCUUAAACUGA